GGAGGUGGAGGCAGGGAGAUGUAGUGGGAGCUGCGGGCUGUGUUCCUGCUGCCCCAGCUCCUGGUCGCCUGGCUAGCUUAUGCCCUGAAAUAACAACACACAAACUGUAUUCUUUUAAACACUGCUUGGCCCAUUAUAUCUAGCCUCUUCUCGGAUAACUCUCGCACCUGGACUAGCCCAUUUCUAAUAAUGUGUGUAGCACCCCAAGGUGUGCUUACUGGGAAGAUUCUAGCCUACGUCCAUCCUGGGUCAGAGCUUCAUCGCAUCUGCCCCAGAGAGGAGAGCUAUUGAGUCUGAGCUCACUUCCUCUUCCUCCCAGCAUUCUGUUCUGUUUACUCCACCCACCUAUGUUCUAACCUAUGAGGGCCAAGCAGUUUCUUUAUUUUUUAACCAAUGACCUUCCUCCAUCUGGGAGAUCAGGCUUGAGACCAGCCUCAGCAACAGUGAAUCCAAGGUUAGUCUACAUGAGAUUCUGUCUCAAAACAACAAACAGCAAAACAAAAAACAGUCAGGCAUGGAGAGAUGGCUCAGCAUUCAGUUAAGAACACUUGCUGGACUGGGUGGUGGUAGCAAAUGGCUUUAAUCCCAGCACUCGGGAGGCAGAGGUAGGCUCACCUCUGUGAGUUCGAGGCCAGCCGGGUCUACAGAGUGAGUUCUAGGACAGCCAGGGCUAUGAAGAGAAACCCUGUCUCAGAAAGACAAAAACAAAAACAAACAGACAAAAAAUACUUGUUGCUCUGGUAGAGGACCCAGGUUUGACACCAGCAUCCACAUGGUGACUUAUAACCAUCUGUAACUCUAGUACUGGGAGAUAUGAAGUUCUCUUCUGACUUUUGAGGGCACUCGGUAUGCACAUGGUACACACACAUACAUGCAGGUGAACACCCAUACACAUAAAAUAAUACAAUAAAUUGUAGAUGGAAGUUCCUGUCUCACCUGGUCCCACAGCUGUUCAGUUCCAAAUAACACACAGAGGUUUAUAUUAAUUAUAACUGUUUGGGCUAUUGCUCAGGCUUAUUACUAACUAGCUCUUACAACUUAAAUUAACUCAUAAUUCUUAUCUAUGUUUAACCACAUGGGUUGGUACCUUUUCUCAGUAAGGAAUUCUCUCUUGCUUCCUCUAUGUCUGGCUGGUAACUAUGUCUUCAUCUUUCUUCUUCCCAGAAUUCUCCUAGUUUGAUUUCCUUGCCUGUAUGUCCUUCCUGGCUACUGGUCAAUCAGCAUUUUACUAAACCAGUAUGAGUGACAAAUCUUUUUUUUUUUUCGUUUGUUUGUUUGUUUUUCAAGACAGGGUUUCUCUGUAGCUUUGGUGCCUGUCCCAGAACUAGCUCUUGUAGACCAGGCUGGCCUCAAACUCCCAGAGAUCUGCCUGCCUCUGCUUCCUGAAUGCUGGGAUUAAAGGCGUGUGCCACCACCGCCUGGCUGGGUUUUUUUUCUUUUUAUACUUUGGGGACUCACCACCCAGCUCCAAAAUAAAUACAUAGAGACUUAUGCUUAUUUAUAAAUUUCUGGCCUCAGCUUGGCUUGUAUCUAGCCAGCCUUUCUUUUUUUUUUUUUUUUUAAAUAUUUAUUUAUUUAUUAUGUAUACAAUGCUCUGUCUGUGUGUAUGCCUACAGGCCAGAAGAGGGCACCAGACCUCAUUACAGAUGGUUGUGAGCCACCAUGUGGUUGCUGGGAAUUGAACUCAGGACCUUUGGAAGAGCAGGCAAUGCUCUUAACCGCUGAGCCAUCUCUCCAGCCCCUAGCCAGCCUUUCUUAAAAUAUUCCAUCUACUUUUGCCUCUGGGCUUUUACCUUUCUCUCUUCUAUAUACCUUUCUUUACGUUUUACUUCCAUGGCUGGUUGUAUAGCUGGUUGGCUGGCCCCUGACAUCCUCUCUCCUUCUCCUUUUCUUGCUCCUCCCUCUUCUCUGUUCUUCUCUCUGCCUACCAUCCUACCUAUCCUUUCUCCUGCCUAGCUAUUGGCCAUUCAGCUCUUUAUUAGACCAGUCAGGUGGUUUAGACAAGUAAAGUAAGACAGCUUCACAGAGUUAAACAAAUGCAACAUAAAAGAAUGCAACACAUCUUUGCAUCAUUAAACAAAUAUUCUGCAGCAUGAACGAAUGGAACACAUUUUAAACUAAUAUCCAAUAACAGCCAGGUGUGGUGGUGUAGCCAGUAUUUGGGAGGCAGAGGCAGGUGGAUGUCUGUGUGUUCUAGGCCAGCCAGGGUUAUGUAUUAAGACCUUGUCUCAAAACAAGAACAUAUACUGAGUAGAAAAUGUAUGGAAAAGAAAAUUCAAGACAGAGAAAUGGAGUUGUUUUGUCUGCCCUGUGUUUGAUGUCAGUUUCUCUGAUCUGACCUCAGUGUCUACCCCACCACCCACCCUUUGUCCACGUCACCUUCUCCCACGUCACCUUCUCCCAGACUACCGGAAACCUUGUUCUAGAUUGUUUCUCUCCUCCCCUGACCCUUUCAGUAUCACAGCCUGCCCUUCUGCCCUAUCUAGGGCCUCACGCCAUCAACUCCUGAGCCCUUCGCCAGCUCAGUCUACCUGGACUUCCUCAGCCUCCUUGCUGGGGUCUGUGGACUCCUUUCCUGCAGUUCACCCUUUGUUGUGGAAUAUUACUUUCACUGUGUAAAAGGUAUGCCACACUAAUUUCUGCUGCUUUUGUUAAUGAUAGAAAGACAUGUUGCAUUUCAGGAGGUUGAGUCAGCAGUUAGAUGACAGGAAGAGGUAGGGAGGAGGAAGUGUAGGGAGGCUCUUUAGUGGGGCAGAGCGGAAGGGAAGGACACCCAUUUUCUGGAAAUGUGAGCAGGGAGAGAAGGUUAGCUACUUGCUCUUCAGCCUCUCUGAGCUAGCAGGAUUUCACCUCAACCUUUGAAUCUUGAGUUCUAGCAAUUUAGAUAAAGUUUCCUUUAGUGGCCCAGAUAGAGUUGGUGCCUGAGGGAACAGAAUUCCCACCUAACUGCCCCUGCCCAUGGUAGCUGCAGAGUUGCAAUUGAGGGCUGGGACAGCAGUUACUGAAGGUGCAGCCACUGUGUCUGCUGCAAGCACUCUCACUCAGCACCUUUCUGGGCAAAGACUCAGGUCUGAGUAUUCAUUCCCUUGCCUAAAGCCUUUCGUGGCUCCCCAGUGCCCCAAACUUUUUAGCCUGCAGUCAGUGUCUUUACAAUCUGGAUCUUACCCUAUCCAUACACCCUCUCUAUGCCUUACAUGCACACACACACGCACACGCGCGCACACACACACACACACACACACACUCAACUUGGAAAACCUUUCUACACUCUCACAUGACUGUAGGUGCAUCCCUAUUUCUGAACAUCCAAGGUCAACGAAUAAAAUCCCUGAGUCUACCCCAUCGGCUUCUCCAGGGUUCCGUCAGUGGGUGGGGGAGGGGCCCAGCCUGGCACCCCACCCCCCCAUUCUAGCCUAGGACUCAGGUCUCUAACAACAGAAUCAAAGCCACUCAGCAACGCUGGAACCCAUUCAGAGGGGCCUGAGCCCCCUCAUCCCAAGCCAGGAGGGCUUUGGGGGAGGGGUGCAGCCCCUGGUAGACUCACAGUGUGGCCAAGGGGGCCAAGGGGUGCCAGGGAGGCAGGGGCUGACCUCAUAGGGAGAGACAAGAGUGUGGUUAUCUUUCCCCCGCUGGGAGGACUGAAGGGCCAUCAUCAGGGUGGGAAGUCUAGGAAGCCAAGCCAGUGGCUCAGGAGUAAGGGUGGAAGAGUGACUGGCAGCGAGGGCACCAUGGCCACCAUUCAGUCAGAGACUGACUGUUACGACAUCAUCGAGGUACUGGGCAAGGGCACCUUCGGAGAGGUGGCCAAGGGCUGGCGCAGGAGUACAGGUGAAAUGGUGGCCAUCAAGAUCCUGAAGAAUGACGCCUACCGAAGUCGUAUCAUCAAGAACGAGCUGAAGCUGCUCCGAUGUGUCCGAGGCCUGGACCCCGACGAGGCCCACGUCAUCCGCUUUCUCGAGUUCUUCCACGAUGCCCUCAAGUUCUACCUGGUCUUCGAGCUACUGGAGCAAAACCUUUUUGAGUUCCAGAAAGAGAACAACUUUGCACCCCUUCCUGCCCGGCACAUUCGCACUGUCACCCUGCAGGUCCUGAGAGCGCUGGCUCGCCUCAAGGAGCUGGCCAUCAUCCAUGCUGACCUCAAGCCUGAAAACAUCAUGCUGGUGGACCAGACCCGCUGCCCCUUCAGGGUAAAGGUGAUCGACUUCGGCUCAGCCAGCAUAUUCAGUGAGGUGCGCUAUGUGAAGGAGCCAUACAUCCAGUCUCGCUUCUACAGGGCCCCAGAGAUCCUGCUGGGGUUGCCCUUCUGCGAGAAGGUGGACGUGUGGUCUCUGGGCUGCGUCAUGGCCGAGUUACACCUGGGCUGGCCUCUCUACCCGGGCAACAAUGAGUAUGACCAGGUGCGCUACAUCUGUGAAACGCAGGGCUUGCCCAAGCCCCACCUGCUGCACGCUGCCCGUAAGGCUCACCACUUCUUCAAGCGGAACCCCCACCCCGAUGCCACCAACCCCUGGCAGCUGAAGUCCUCUGCCGACUACCUAGCUGAGACCAAGGUACGUCCACUGGAGCGCCGCAAGUACAUGCUCAAAUCCUUGGACCAGAUUGAGACGGUGAAUGGUGGCGGGGCUAUAAGUCGUUUGAGUUUCCCAGACCGGGAGGCACUGGCGGAGCACGCAGACCUCAAGAGCAUGGUGGAGCUGAUCAAACGCAUGCUAACAUGGGAGUCUCAUGAACGCAUCAGUCCCAGCGCAGCCCUGCGCCACCCCUUCGUGUCCAUGCAGCAGCUGCGGAGUGCUCACGAGGCCACCCGCUACUAUCAGCUGUCGCUUCGUAGCUGUCGUCUGUCCCUGCAGGUGGAUGGCAAGCCACCCCCGCCUAUCAUAACCGGUGCAGAGGAGGGGCCUCCCUACUACCGCCUUGCCGAGGAGGAGGACACUGCAGGCCUGGGUGGUGUGGCAGGCAGUGGGUCCUUCUUCAUGGAGGAGAAGGCCCCGGGAGUGCAGAGGGCCAUCGACCAGCUUGAUGACCUGAGUCUGCAGGAGGCUAGACGAGGGCUGUGGAGCGACACACGGGCCGACAUGGUCUCUGACAUGCUGGCCCCACUCAAAGUAGCCAAUACUGGCCAUCGAGUCCCUGAUUCAGGCCCGGAGCCUAUCCUCGCCUUCUACGGCAGCCGCUUGACCGGCCGCCACAAGGCCCGCAAGCCCCCGGCAGGCUCCAAAUCUGACUCCAAUUUUAGCAACCUCAUCCGGCUAAGCCAAGCCUCCCCAGAGGAGUCAGGGCCCUGUCGGGGCAGUGGCUGGGAAGAAGGAGAAGGCCGCGGGGCCUCCACAGAACCAUCUGUCAUCCCACAACGGGAAGGAGAUGGGCCCAGCAUCAAAGACAGGACCAUGGAUACUGAGCGGCCAGGCCCUGAGCUGAUCUUCGAUCCCAGCAGCUGUCCUGGAGAGUGGCUGAAUGAGCCAGAAUGGACCCUAGAGGGCAUCCGGGGGUCUCGAGCUCAAGGGCUCCCAGCCCGCCAUCCCCACGCACAUGGGCCACCCAGGACCACCAGCUUUCUGCAGCAUGUUGGAGGGCACCAUUGAUGGGGACCCCACCCCUAUCAUUUUUGGGGGUUUGAGCUAGCUGGGCUGGCAUCCCUUCUUGCUCUGAAAUGGCUCUUUAGAGCCAUCCUUUGAACCCACAGAUUAUUCUUACAGAAAAUAGCUAUCCAGAAUGUUCCUAUUUCCCUGUCCCUGGCAACAUGCCUGUAUCCCACUCUAAUGUUGGAGGCCGUCAGGUCUGGCCCGAGACCCUGAGGCCAGAGAGUCAGGAAGAGGACUGCACCCCAUUGGCCAUGACCGUGCCUGGACCCGCUUGCCUCGUGUAUUUCAAUAAAAAACUGUUCCAAACCCUGCUCCUGC
Messenger RNA from Chionomys nivalis (European snow vole), 5900 nucleotides. It is a transcript of the gene Hipk4, whose product is annotated as homeodomain interacting protein kinase 4. The transcript has 4 exons. Bases 3729 to 5582 code for a protein of 617 amino acids. The record is from RefSeq and is a predicted model, not a curated record. Gene Ontology annotation, molecular function: ATP binding; protein serine/threonine kinase activity; protein tyrosine kinase activity. Gene Ontology annotation, cellular component: cytoplasm; nucleus. NCBI's taxonomy places the organism in Eukaryota, Metazoa, Chordata, Mammalia, Rodentia, Cricetidae. Gene Ontology annotation, biological process: peptidyl-serine phosphorylation; peptidyl-threonine phosphorylation.